AUGACGGCUGUAGAUAUUGUUGUUUCUGUGCUCGCAAAGCUGCUUGAAUAUACGGCUCGUCCGAUCGUACAUCCAUUUGAUUACAUUUUCCACCAUAAUACCAACAUCAAUGGUUUAAGAAACCAGAUUUUGUUUCUGGAAAAUACUCGAUUUGGGGUUCAACAGCAGGUGAACAUAGCUGAAAGGAAUGGAGAUAUAAUUCUCCCAAUUGUUCAAGAUUGGCUUGCCAAAGCAAACGGUUUAGCAACAGAAUCUCAGAAUUUUUUGAGUGGCGAGGUUGAUAGAAAUCACAGAUGCUUCAGUGGGUCUUGCCCCGACUUGAAGUUGAUUUACCGAAGUAGUAGAGAAGCCAAGAAGAAAAGAGCGGCUGUUGAUGAGCUUGUUGAGAGGGGAAAGUUCGAUUAUGUUUCACAGCCUGCUCGUCGACCUCCCAUAUGGCCUAGUACUGGUGCUACUGCUACCGCAUCCUUAGGAGAUUUAGAUGGUUUUGAAUCAAGAAAAGCACAGCUAAGAUUGAUAAUGGAGGCACUGGAAGAUGAUAAUAUCAACAUCAUUGGUGUAUAUGGUAUGGGUGGUAUAGGGAAGACUACUUUUGUGGAAGAAGUUGCCAGACAGGCUGAUGCACUCCAGCUGUUCGAUGAAAUGGUCAUGGUGGUGGUUUCCCACAAGCCUAACCUGAGAAAACUUCAAGGUGAUCUUGCAGAGAUGUUGGAACUGAAUCUGAAGGAGGAAGGUGAGCUUCUGAGGACUGCACGUUUACGCGAAAGGCUGAAUCAAGUAAAGAGGAUCCUGAUCAUCAUGGAUGAUGUAUGGACACCACUUGAUUUGAGGACUAUUGGCAUCCCACAGGGAAAUCUUCAUAAAGGGUGCAAGAUUAUCUUGACAUCAAGAAGUCUAGACGUAUGUAAUGCUAUGAAUGCUCAAAGAAAUUUCCAUAUGGAUGUUUUAUCUCAAGUGGAAUCUUGGAAUUUGUUUAGGAAAAUGGCAGGCGAUGCAGUUGAUUCUACAGAUCUUAAUCCUAUAGCCACUAAGAUUGCUAAAAGAUGCUCAGGUUUGCCUCUUGCAAUUGUAACAGUUGCCCGAGCUUUAAGACACAGGAGUAAACAUGCUUGGCGUGAUGCACUUCGUCAGUUAAGGAGUAGUUCUACAACUAAUGAUGUUAAAGGAUUGUAUUCAAAUAUCUUUGCAUCACUGGAGCUGAGCUUUAACUUUCUAAAAGAUGAAGAAUCAAAGUCUUGCUUCUUGAUUUGCAGCUUGUUCAAAGAAGACCUUGACAUUCCAAUCGAAUAUUUGGUGAGAUAUGGAACAGGUUUAAGGGUGUUCCAAGAUGUUCAUACAUUAGAAGAAGCAAGAGACAGGGUGCAUACAAUCAUUGAGAAUCUUAAAGCUUGUUGUUUGUUAUUGGAUAGUGAUGUGGAAGACUGUUUCCGGAUGCAUGAUGUUACUCGGGACUUUCUCCUCUCAGUAGCUUCCAAGGGUCUUUACGUCUUUUUGGAGAAGUUGAUGCCUGGAUAUCUAGAUUCACCUAAUGAAAACAAGUUCAGUAAUUCUUAUGCGAUAUCAAUGGUAUUAAAUGAACUUGAAGAAUUUCCCAUUGGCAUAGACUUUCCAAAGCUUCAAUUAUGGCGAGUGGAAGGUUCUAUGGGGUCAAUGCAGUUUUCAGGUAAUUUCUUUGAUGGAAUGAAAGAGCUCAAGGUUGUACUCAUGCAUCAUGUGUCUAUCCCAUCUAUACCAUCAUCAUUUCUAGCUUUAAAAAAACUCCUAGCAUUGUGCCUUGAGCAUUGCAAGUUAGGAGAUGUGUCACAAGUUAAAGAGCUGAAGAACCUAGAAAUCCUUAGCUUUGUGCACUCAGAUGUCGAAAAAUUACCAAAGGAAAUUGGAGAACUCUCGCGCUUGAGGCUUUUAGAUUUGACAGAUUGUAAGAAUCUGACAUCAAUUCCAUUUGGUGUGUUCUCAAAUUUGUCCAACUUGGAAUGCUUGUACAUGAUGAAUAGCUUUGUCCAAUGGGGGUUUGACUCUGAAGGUCAAAGUCAAGCAACCCUUGGUGAGCUGAAGCACUUGUUUCACUUGACCACUUUAGAAAUGCAUGUCCCAGAUGUCAAUCUUUUCCCUAAAGAUCUACUGUUUGGAAACUUGGUAAGAUUCAAAAUCUUUGUAGGUAUGGUUAGCCAGGUGAUCAGUUACUCAUACCCCAAAACCUUGACACUUGCACUCUAUCAUGGUCUUAGUUUACAUAGUGGGAUCUAUAAGUUGCUGAAAGGAGCUCAACAUCUAAUCUUGGAUUAUUCAAUUGUGAACUAUCUAGAAGACUUGAAUAGCAUUGUCUAUGACUUGAGAAAAGGUUUCAGACAUUUGAAAUGUUUGGAGGUGUAUGGUUACACUGGGGUUGAGUCUUUGAUUGACACAAACAUCUUUCCAGUUUUGGAAAAGUUGAAGGUUGUUUCUGCAGCUGAUCUUAAAACAAUAUGUUAUGAUCAUCUCCCUGAUCAAUCCUUCUGUGAGUUACGUGAAUUAAUGUUGAGCAUCUUACCAGAAUUAACUUGUUUGUGGAUGGAUCCUCUGGGAAAUGUAUGCUUACGAAAUCUAAGGACUCUAUAUGUAUCUGAUUGUCACAAACUCAAACACCUUCUUUCACAAUCCACAGCUGGAGAUCUUUCAGAGCUUCAAAAACUAUAUGUUUCCUCCUGUGAAGAUUUGAAAGUAAUACUAUCAAAAGAUCAAGCUGUUUCAGUUUCAUCCAGUCGAAUUGCCCUAUCAAAGUUAAAGUCAAUAAAGCUCGAGUUUUUGCCAAGUCUUGAGAGUUUCUGCCCUGAAGGAGAUGCUAAUUUAGCUUCACUACAAGAACCCCUUUUCAAUUCAAAGGUUGACUUUCCUUCCCUUGAAGAGUUGACUCUUCGUGAAUUGCAUUCUGUCAAUGAGAUUUGGUCUUUCCAACUUUCUGCUGCAAACUUUUGCAGCAUGAGGAUCCUAAUUGUAUUCGGAUGUGACAACCUACAGCUUGUUUUCCCUUCAUAUAUGCAACACAUGUUACCAAAUCUUGAAAUCCUCUCCAUAGAGUGGUGUGAUUUGGUACAAGAGGUCUGUGAACUUAACAAUAACCUCCAAAAUGAUGAUGCAAAAUUAGCAACUUUGCCAUCUGUUAGAGACCUAAACUUGGGAAAGUUACCAUUACUGAAGCAUCUAUGGUGGAACAUCGACCCUUAUGCAUAUACAAGCUUAAGGAACUUGAAUUCUCUACACAUCUAUGAAUGUGAUGGUUUGAUCCAUCUUUUCUCUGUUCAUGCAAUGAAGAAUCUUGUUCAACUUCAACAACUGAAGGUACGUUCAUGUAAGACAAUGAAAACAAUAUUUGCCAAUGAAGGAGAAGAUGAUGUUAUUGUGCUGUCUGAAUUAUGUUCUGUUGACCUUGAAGAUCUACCAGAACUCUCAAGUUUUUCCCAAGGGAGUAGUAGUUUAUUGUUCCCAUUGUUGGAGAUGAUUGAAAUCAAGAGUUGCCCCAAAAUGAAAGCAUUUGUUGCUUCUCAUGUGCAUCAGGAGGAGAAAUCCCUCUUCAGUGAAAAGGUUUCAUUGCCUAAUUUGCAAACAUUAAACUUGGAUGGAUUAAACAGCUUAAAUGGCAUAUGGGAAACCCACCUUCAAGAAAAGAGCUUUACCAAACUUCAAAUCCUGGAAGUCAUCAACUGUGAUCAACUACAAAACCUUUUUCCAAUCAAUCUGCUUCCAAGAUUACAGAUGUUGGAAGAAAUUCAUGUAACAAACUGCAUUUCACUUGAAGAAAUCUUUACCCUUAAAAACCCAAAACCCCACCAAAAUCUUUCUUCCGUUUCACUAACCAGAUUGGUUAGCUUAGUUUUAGAAAAUCUACCAAAUUUGAGACAACUAUGGUGUCCAAACAUGCCUCAUAGGUUUCAAAGACUUACUUCCAUUGAAGUUUCUAGAUGUGAUCACGUAGAUUGCAUCUUCACAUCAUCAGUAGCUAGAGGUGUACCCAGGCUCCAGAAACUGAAAGUAGAUUCAUGUAUCUCAGUGGAAGUGAUUAUUGGAAAUAAUGAACGUGAAUCAGAACCAGAUGAUUUAAUUCUCCCUCAGAUAUGUCACAUCGAGCUUGAAAAUCUACCAAAUUUGGUUAGUUUUUGUGCCAAGGCUUCUGCUUUAAAGUGGCUCUCUUUGAAAGAACUACGGAUACUCAACUGUUCUAAAAUGGUUGCAACUUCAAACUCCAUUGAAGCGUACUUUGGUGAAAAGGUUGUUUUUCCAAGCUUGGAGAACGUGCGGAUUGAUAGUGUUUAUGGAUCAAGGUUCUCAUUUGGUGCCAAAACUUCUGAAACACUGCUGGGAAGAUUUAUGAAGGAAAGGAAGCAAAAGCAUCCGGAAGAUGAGAUAGGUGUUGCCACUAAAUUUGCUGCAUUGUGA
Lactuca virosa is the source of this 4413-nucleotide messenger RNA. The record is from the annotation of a GenBank genome assembly. Lineage: Eukaryota; Viridiplantae; Streptophyta; Magnoliopsida; Asterales; Asteraceae.